UUUAGUGUCUUGUUGAAGUAAUGGGAACAGAGCCAGUAAAGUUUAUUUAUAUUUCAGUUGAUUCAUAAUUCAUCAUGCCUUAAAUCAUGCCUUAAUUAAUUUGACAUCAAAUGUGGGUGGCAAAUAUUUAGUUACAAAGCCUGUAUGAUGUUACUGUUUCAAUUUGAUGAUGUUUCUUUUUUAAUCAGGGUGAUGUGGCUUCAUACACCGUAAGCAACCAUUCUCGUAUUCUGGGAUCCAAUUCGCAAAGCCACGGUAAAAAUCCCUGUCAAAAAAACAAACACUGAAACUGUGCGUUUGCCGGAGGGAUUGUCAUUGUACUCUGUUCCAGUUCCACCAAAGGAUUUUGACUCAAUUUCAAGGAAACAAUAACACAAGUAGGGUGGAUAACAUCUCAAUUUCCUUGUGGGAGAACGAGCCAUUUAACUUUGGCACAGACUGCAACUAAAAGGUCUGGUGGGUCUUUAAUUGCCUCUCUCCGGAGCAACGCAGAUGGACCAGCCAACGCCACCAGUAUCAUCAUGGCUGGAGGUCGAUGUGGAUUUGGGGUUUGCCCUCUUUUUUCUCUUAAUUCUUUGCCUUUUUUUGGUGGUAACCAUUGUGCGUUGCGCUCAAACAGUUGUUGAUCCAUAUGGAGCCAUUUCCACCUCCACCUACCAGGAGGAGCAGAUAAAUAACUGAUAUCUGAUCUCGCCAAUCCAACACAAAGGACUUUCUGAAAACCUCUGUGUCCAGAAUGGAAGUUUGUGCAUUAUACAAUGAUGAACAAUUGUCAAAGUAGAAAAAGGCUUUUGAAGAAUUCCAAAGUUUAUUGGAUUAUAUUUAUAGGAAAAUAUACUGUAUCAGUCGUUAAAAAUAUUUUAUUUGAAUCAGUGUGCUACUUAAUGCU
Molecule: messenger RNA, 889 nt
Organism: Carassius gibelio (silver crucian carp)
Lineage: Eukaryota; Metazoa; Chordata; Actinopteri; Cypriniformes; Cyprinidae
Product: cortexin domain-containing 1-like
Exons: 1
Coding region: 493-681 (62 amino acids)
Source: RefSeq, a predicted model, not a curated record